CAUCAAGCUUAUCGUACCCGGUAAAAAGGUAAAAACACGAAACAUGGGCGAGUUUUAGAAACCCUAGAAUCCAAGAUUUUUAGGGUUUAUGUUUUCAAAUUGGGGUUUCGAAUUUGGGGCUUUUUGAAAAUUCUUGUUUGAUUAUUGCAAUUGACGAUGGAUGUUGAGGAAAGGAAGCUUUUUGUGGGAGGUAUACCGCGAGGGACGAGCGAGGACACUCUAAGAGAUCACUUCAGUAAAUACGGUGUCGUUUCGCAUUUACUCGUGGCCAAGGACCAAAUCACUAAAUUACCAAGAGGGUUUGCUUUUGUUGUGUUCUCUGAAGCUGCUUCUGCUGCUAGGGCUCUUCAAGAUAGCCAUGUUAUUUGUGGAAGAACGGUAGAAGUGAAGAAAGCAAUACCCAAAACUGAAAAACACCAAGAGCACCGGCAGCGCCACCCCCAUGGUAACCAGGAAACUGCUAGCAAUGGGUCGGGGAUGAAUAGUGAUAAUAGUACUGGCAAUGUAAAUUAUUAUAGGACUAAGAAGAUAUUUGUGGGAGGUUUAUCAUCUAGUCUAACUGAUGAACAAUUUAGAAAUUACUUUGAAAAGUUUGGUAGGACGGUAGAUGCAAUUGUGAUGCAGGAUAGUUCAAACAAGCCUAGGAGCUUUGGGUUUGUCACCUUUGAUUCCGAGGAAUCUGCUGCCAAGGUUAUGCGCAACAGUUUUCAUGAGUUGAACGGUAAGACAGUGGAGGUUAAGAAGGCUGUGCCAAAAGAUAGAGUAAAUGGUGAUAUUGGUAGCUGUAGUUCAAAUGGCUUCGCUGAUAAAGGUCCUGAACCUGAAAAUCACCCUUUCUAUGGUUCGACACACGACCCACAUUAUACUCCUUUUCUGAUGUAUGAUGGUGUUCGUGGGUAUUUUUAUGGAAUGAGUUUCUAUGGGGGUGUGUAUCCUAUGGUAGGAUUCGGAAGACCUGUUUUGGGUGUUUCACCAAUGGUCCCUACUAUCCCAUUCAUGCCUGCAGCUGGACCGUUUCCUUACAACAAUGCCUGUCUUUAUCUUGCUUACAUGCAUGAUGCGAGUAGCACUUGGGCUAUGGAGGUUGUUGGGCAUAAUCAGAUUGUUGAGCCUGGUGUGAAUGGUGAAGUGGACGUGGUUCAUGACAGCAAUGUUCAUGUUCCAUCUAAUGCCACAACACCUCCGAGCGAAGAGGGCAAUGUUGGAAGUGAAUCUUUUGGUUUAAAAGGUGGUGAUGUGGAUGCAGUUCAUGACAGCAAUGGACAUGUUGUGCCUGGUAUGAAUGGUGAAGAGGUUGGUGGGUGUAAUCAGGUUGUUGAGCCUGGUGUGAAUGGUGAAGUGGACGUGGUUCGUGACAGCAAUGGACAUGUUCCAUCUAAUGCAACAGCACCUGAGAGUGAAGAGGGCAAGGUUGGAAGUGGUUUAAAAGGUGGUGAUAUGGAUGCGGUUCCUGACAACAACGGACAUGUUGAGCCUGGUGUGAAUGGUGAAGUGGACGCAGUUCAUGACAGCAAUGGACAUGUUCCAUCUAAUGCAACAGCACCUCCAAGUGAAGAGGGCAAGGUUGGAAGUGAUGCUUUUGGUUUAAAAGGUGGUGAUGUGGAUGCGGUUCCUGACAUCAAUGGGCAUUUUGAGCCUGAUGUGAAUGGUGAAGAGGUUGGCGGGUACAAUCAGAUUGUUGAGCCUGACGUAAAUGGUGAAGUGGAAGCCUUUGGUGACAGCAAUGGACAUGUUCCAUCUAAUGCAACAGCACCUCCGAGUGAAGAGCGCAAGGUUGGAAGUGAUGCUCUGGGUUACCAAGGUAGUAAUGAUGGGUUACCAAGGUAG
This is a messenger RNA of Populus trichocarpa (black cottonwood), 1827 nucleotides long. Its product is annotated as RNA-binding protein 1. The coding region runs from base 157 to 1827 and encodes 556 amino acids. Gene Ontology annotation, molecular function: RNA binding. The record is from RefSeq and is a predicted model, not a curated record. Lineage: Eukaryota; Viridiplantae; Streptophyta; Magnoliopsida; Malpighiales; Salicaceae. The transcript has 2 exons.